This is a messenger RNA of Synchiropus splendidus (mandarinfish), 4705 nucleotides long. RefSeq names its product NACHT, LRR and PYD domains-containing protein 12-like. Bases 206 to 3271 code for a protein of 1021 amino acids. Lineage: Eukaryota; Metazoa; Chordata; Actinopteri; Syngnathiformes; Callionymidae. Gene Ontology annotation, molecular function: protein binding. The transcript has 11 exons. The record is from RefSeq and is a predicted model, not a curated record.
AAGUGAAAGUAAAGUCUGGUGGCUGAGCUUGUUUACUGGAACAGACGCGUGUACUCCUCACACCAGGACCACCAUCCCCAGAGAACUCCUCCGAUCACCUGACUUGCAGCGUCAUCACAGACUGCAUUGGAGCAUCCUGUUGAACCUGUUCAGACAAGACGAGAGAGUCCACACUCUGUGUGUGGGACAACGUAGAUAAGCUCAGAUGGAAGAGCAUCCACCCCGACUGGAGGACCAGAGGUCCAAAGAGCAGCACCUGGAAGAACCUGCCGGACGUGGGGCUUCUGCUCUUGGCCAUGAGGGACCCCACUGUGAGUCUCUGAGGAGCGACUGCUCCAUGGACAGACUGAUAGACCUUAAGGCAGGACAGGAGACCACAGGAGGAGGACCGGACCACAGGAGAACAGGUGUAUUAAAUGGUGUUGGACUAGAGUCACACUUGGGCAUUACACUUCAGGACCUCAAAGAGAACAUCCACAGCUUUGUGGAGCAGGAGGUGACAAACAUCUGGAAUGUUUGGAUCGCUCCCAACACAGAGAGGGAAGUGCAUGUGGUGAUGGGCGUGGAGUGUGAGGAGCAGAGGAGCAACAGAGAAGCACUCGUGAAUAUCAUUGUGAGCCGCUUGAGGACAAUGACGCAGGACCUCCUGGCUGAGCGUCUGAGGAACAGGUGUUGUGCUGGCAAGUGUCGACGUCAGUUACAGAAGAGUCUGCAGAAGAAGGUCCAGCGUGUGUUCGAGGGGAUCCCCAAAGUGGGAAACCCUGCGCCUCUCAAUCAGAUCUACACUGAGCUCUACAUCACUGAGGGGAGCACGGACCAGGUCAACGAAGAGCACGAGGUCCGACAUGUUGAAACUGUGUUCAGGAAACCCAGCAGGCCUGAGAGAACCAUCAGACAAGAGGACCUCUUCAGAAGCUCAGCUGAGGGCAUCCGGCCGAGAUGCGUGCUGACGAAGGGUGUGGCUGGCAUUGGGAAGACCCUUCUGACCCAGAAGCUGACUCUGGACUGGGCUGAAGACAAAGCCCACCAGAACUUCCAGCUCCUGUUUCCUUUCACCUUCAGAGAGCUGAACCUGCUGAGCGAGAAGAAGUUGAGUUUGGUGGAACUCGUUCAUCUCUUCUUUCCUGAGGCCAAAGUCUCAGGACUCAGCAGCAUUGAAGGAGUCCAGGUUCUGUUCAUCUUGGACGGUCUGGACGAGUGUCGACUCCCUCUGGACUUCAACAGUCGGGUCCUGACAGCAGCUACAGAGUCCACCUCAGUAGACGUCCUGCUGACUAACCUCAUCAGGGGGAAGCUGCUGCCCUCAGCUCAGCUCUGGAUGACCACACGACCUGCAGCAGCCAAUCAGAUCCCUCCAGAGUGUGUGGACAUGGUGACAGAGGUCAGAGGGUUCACUAACCUCCAGAAGGAGGAGUACUUCGGGAAGAGGUUCAGAGAUGAGGAGCAGACCACCAUCAUCUCUCACAUCAGGAGCUCACGAAGCCUCCACAUCAUGUGUCACAUCCCCAUCUUCUGCUGGAUCACUGCCACAGUUCUGGAGGACAUGUUGAAGAGCAGAGAGAGCGGAGUGCUGCCCAAGACCCUGACUGAGAUGUACAUCCACUUCCUGGUGGUUCAGGCCAAAGUCAAGAAGCUCAAGUACAAUGGAAGAGCUGGGACUGACGCGGUUUGGGAUCCUGAGAGCAGGAAGAUGAUGGGGUCUCUGGGAAAACUGGCUUUUGAGCAGCUGCAGAGGGGAAACUUGAUCUUCUAUGAAUCAGACCUCACAGAGUGUGACAUCGAUGUAGAAGCUGCAUCCAAAUAUUCAGGAGUCUUCACACAGAUCUUCAGAGAGGAGAGAGGACUGUACCAGGACAAGGUCUACUGCUUUGUACAUCUCAGCGUGCAGGAGUUUCUGGCUGCUCUUCAUGCCCACCAGACCUUCUCUGACCAUGGAGUCAACCUGCUGGGCCCAAAACAAACAUUCCAAUGGCUCCAGUACUUAGGAUGGAAACCUCCACCUUCCCGGUUCUACCUGACAGCCAUAGAAAAGGCUCUCGAAAGUCAGAAUGGGCACCUGGACUUGUUCCUGCGCUUCCUCCUGGGCCUCUCUCUGCAGCAGAACCAAACCCUCCUGAGAGGCUUGGUGGCUGAACGUCACUCAUGGUCCAAAAAGUACUCAGCUCAGCUCAUCAAGAAGAAGUUGAACGAGAACGCGUCCCCAGAGAGAAUCAUCAAUCUCUUCCACUGUCUGAAUGAAGUGGAGGACACGUCUCUCGUGGAGGAGGUCCAACAGCAGUUGUGGUCAGGUCAUCUAUCCUCAGGUCAGCUGUCACCUGCCCAGUGGUCAGCUCUGGCCUUCAUCUUACUGAGCUCACAGGACAACCUGGAGGUGUUUGACCUCAACAAGUACGCUGCUUCAGAGGAGGUUCUUCUGCGGCUGCUGCCCGUGGUCAAAGUGUCCCAGAAAGUCAGGCUUAGGAGCUGCCGGUUGACGAGGAGGAGUUGUCCCCAUCUGACCUCCAUCCUCAGCUCGCCCACCUCAACACUGACCAUGCUAGACCUGAGCAACAACAGCCUGCAGGACUCAGGUGUGAAGCUGCUGAGUAGAGGGUUGACCAGUUCACACUGUCAGCUGAAGAUUCUCAGGUUAAGAAUGUGUGACCUGACGGACAAAAGCGCACCUCUGGUGUCCUCGGUUCUGAGCUCGCCCUCAUCCAUGAUGCAAGAACUGGACCUGAGCUUCAACAAUCUGCAGGACUCAGGAGUCGACUCUCUGUCCGCUGGACUGAAGAGUCCAGACUGUUGCCUGGAGACUCUCAGGCUCCAAGGCUGCGGGCUGUCCAUGAGAAGUUGUGGACUUCUUUCCGUCGUCUUCAGCUCUCCAUCAAGGCUGACAGAACUGGAUCUGAGUGAGAAUGACCUGGAGGAUUGUGGGGUGUCCUUCCUGUGUGUUGGACUAAAGAGUCCUCACUGUCACCUGGAGACCCUCAGGCUGUCGGGGUGUCUGAUCUCAGCAGACGGCUGUCCACCUCUGGCCAAAGCCCUGCGUGCCAACCCCUCCCAUCUGAGGCAUCUGGACCUCAGCUACAAUGACCCAGGAGGCCCCGGGUUGAAGGCGCUGCGGGCCGGUCUCAAGAGAGAAGACUGGAGGCUGGAAACACUCAGGUACCUUGUUCAGAUGCUUCUCAUCGCAGCAACAAUGAUCUCCUCCUCCUCCUCCUGCUCCAGGUUGGACCACAGAGGCCAGGAACUAGCAUCAUCAGUGCCGAGCACUUGCCCAUAUCUCUGAGCUCUGACUGACCUGAGACAGCACACCAGCGCCCCCAGCUGUCCAACAGGAGAGCAGCGAGGUUCACUGGACCUGACCCGGAGGACAUAGACAUCUUGGUCAGACAGUGACGGCCAUUCACUUCUGCAAGGAUGCUCCUCAACCAUUCACUGAGGUGGUUCUGCUUCACACCCAUUUUUGUUAUUCUGCCCACACUCAUGAUCACAUGACGUGCCUGACAGAGCUCAAAUGAGUGAUCCUGAUGCACAAGUACAAAUAUGAUCCUGAACAGUGUGAUGCUGCACAGCAGCUAGGUAACACUGCAAAAAAAAUGCCGUCACGUUUGGACUAAAUUGUGUGAAGAGGGAGGGUUACAGCCCAGAUCACCUCCUCUUUCACCGUCUGACUUCAGGACCGGUAUGUCUCCAGGACCCAGAGACGUGCAGGUCGGAUCAGAGCCGACCCUUCUCACCCUGGUCAUGGUUUGUUCCUCUUCCAUCUAGCAGGAGAACCUCCCGUCACAGGAACAGUUUCUUCCCCUCAGCCGUCAGACUGUUGAAUUCGUGAUCAGCCUUUGCUGUUAUUUUAUUUUAUUUUAUUAUUUAUUUUUGUCAGCACUUUAUUCCAAAGCACUUUCCUAGUUGGUGGGAUCCCGACUGAUCAUGGCAACAAAUUCAAUUCUGAUUCUGAUUCAGAUCAGUCCACCAUCACAAACGUGAGUCACAUGACUAAGCAUUUGAUAUGUUGGUCCUGCUGCAUGUGUCACUCUCACAACUGGAUUGAAGACUGUUUGGACAUGACUGAACCUUUUCAGUGCGGUGCUGUUAGAGCCGCUUGGUAGGGCUGCACCGAUCGAUGGGCCGGCCAAUUUAUCGGCGCGGAAUGGGCAUUCUGGAUGUCAUCGUGAUAUGUUGAUCAAAUAACAAAUGUACAAUGAUUUAUUUUAUUUCAUAAAUGCUGUUUAUGUUAGUACACAAUGAGCAAUGUUCUAACUAUUAAAAAUUUUACAUCACAAUUUAUAAAAUGACAAAACAGAGCAGGCAUUUCUCAGGAAAAAUCACAUGGCUUGUUGUGAUGUUGCAGACCUGCAGCCACAGACAGUCGGCGGUCAUUGGUCAAUGCUUGUCCAAAAAGGAAAAUGUGCAGCCAUGGAGUAAGACUCUGCAGUAAAAGACUCAGAAAAAGAAGACUCUUUGUGUCAAAUCACUGCACCGAAUUUGAUGACCAAUGAUUUAUUUUGGAAAAAUGACAACUGUUUGUUUGGCAGUCAGAAAUAAAUGUGUGCUGUAUUCAGUUUGGUCUUAGUCUCUGCACGCUCUGGUUUUGACAUUAUAUGUGUCACAUGCUUAUGACACUGUGUUCAAGUGUUCAAAGGUCUCAUGGUUUAUUAUCUGCUGUGGUACAUCGGAGUGAAGGAUUGAGCAGACGUGAAGGGAGCGCUGAAGAGGACACAGG